AUGGUAAGCAAUGAGGGGGGCAGAGGACAGAGCAGGGUUUCACUGCGGCCAGUCCGUCAGGAGGUGCUGGGGGAUGUUCCAGGAGAACAGCAGAAACGUGUGACGCUAUGGAUGUGGGCUUGGCAAGUUGCAUCUGGAGUUGAGGAGAGGCCACCCAUGGAGAACAGGAACCACGAGGUGGAGAGUGGAGCUCGUGGGAGGGCGAAAAUUAAGACCAAAGAAUGGAAACCUGCCAGUGUGAGAGACCACCUGGCAAAAACCAGGAGAAAAGUGCCAUUCAGAAAGCUCGCCAGCGAGAAGACAGCUCCACGCUCAGCCUCAGAAGAAAGACGUUCAACGAUUUACUGGGGAGAGAAAGAAAAGGAACGGGAGCUGAGAGGGCCCCAGAAAGGUCUCCAACUCCCUAGGACAGCGGACAGGCUCGGGGGAGGGGUACGAGUACUGAAGUUCUUCACCAGAGGAUACUGUCAGAGAGCCCAAGGCGGAGAUGGUCCCUAUGCCCCAUGUUUCCAUGGAAACAUAGGAGGAGUGAUGACAGCCAGCACAGCCACACCAUCUGCUCGGGACCUGAUGUGGUGGGAAGGGAAGGAAAGCCAGAUCCCGGUGAGGGCCAGGGAGGUCUCCUUUCUGAAGAAGCUUCCCAGCUGCACCCAGGAGCACGGGAACAGGACACAUUUCUUGUUCAGGCCUCAGAACUUGCAGUUCUUCCAGACAGGGGCUGUUCCUGCUCCCUCCUCCACCCUCCACCCCCAGCCUUUGUUCCUGGGAAUGCUGUCUCAGUGUCUCGAUCUCACUUUCGCCAAAGCAAACAUUUCCAACAAGGCUGAGAGGGUGACUCUUCGGCUUGACACUGGAGGGAUCCCGUCACUGGCACCCAGGAUUUCCAUUUCUGGCAGCUCCAGUCAGCGGUUCUUGUCCAGAAAAAGGAACAAAGGGGAGAGUGCUGGAAGGGACUCCCUUUUGGCGGGGAGUGCGAGGUUUGGUUCGCGUGGUGAGGCAUAACUGCAGGGCUCGGAGCUGCUCUCCAGGAAUUCUGGGGAAUCCCUGGUGAGAAUCCGGAGCUGUGGCCAAGAGCUGAUCACCUGCCUUUCCAGACCGGAGACAGGCGGCAAGUUUGAAGUCGACACCCGGAGGCCAGUUUGUCCCCCUUCCCCUUGCACUCCUCCUCCCCACCCCACCCGGGCGCCCCAGGUAUCCCUUUAUGCCACGCUCACAGCUCGCAGCCCGGGGGGCACUCCAGGUUCCGUUUCUCGGGGAUCUCACACUGGGGAGCUGCUGAUAACCAUAUUUAAAGAAGACUACCUGAAUGACGAUUUGAGGUGGAAGAAACGGGCUCUGCCAUGGGGAGAAAUCAGGACUCUUGUAAAUAACUUCCCCAUCAUUUCUAAAAACGACAUGGGUUGCUGGAAAGCUUUGUGUCAGUCACAAGGAUUAGCGGAGAGCAUGUUGGACAGUUUCUCUAUCUGGUCAACAGCAGCAUCCCCAGAAGAGGUUGUCAGCGUCUGCUGCUGCAUGGAAAUUGGUGCAUCAGUCAAGCCCAUCUGCAUCUGUAUGCCACCAGAACAGCUUUGGUUGGGGGUAGAGCUUGACAUGAAAUAUCGAGAGUGGGUUGAGUAUGGAGAUAUGCACGGUGAAGACAUCUUAAACCAGAGGAAUGACUCUCUAGUUGUGGAAUUUCAGUCAUCAGCCAGCAGAUGCAGGAGUGUCUAUGAGCCAGAUAGAAAUGCAUUACGGAGGAAAGAACGAGAAAGAAGAAAUCAAGAAACUCAACAGGAUGACGGCACGUUUAAUUCUAGUUACUCUCUCUUCAGUGAGCCCUACAAGACUAACAAGGGGGAUGAACUGUCCAACCGGAUCCAGAACACUUUAGGCAAUUAUGAUGAAAUGAAAGACUUUUUAACUGAUAGAUCCAAUCAGAGUCAUCUCGUUGGAGUUCCCAAACCUGGGGUUCCUCAGACUCCUGUGAACAAGAUCGAUGAACAUUUUGUUGCAGAUUCAAGAGCCCAGACCCAGCCCUCAUCUAUCGGUAGCACUACAACUUCCACACCAGCAGCUGUCCCCGUGCAGCAGACUAAGAGAGGCACUAUGGGCUGGCAGAAGGCUGGGCACCCACCCUCUGAUGGCCAACAGAGAGCAACACAACAGGGCUCUCUCAGGACCUUGCUUGGAGAUGGUGUUGGCAGACAGCAGCCGCGGGCCAAACAAGUGUGCAAUGUGGAGGUGGGCCUUCAGACCCAGGAGAGACCACCUGCCAUGGCGGCCAAGCACAGCAGCAGCGGACACUGUGUUCAGAACUUUCCUCCAUCCCUAGCUUCAAAACCCAGCCUGGUCCAGCAGAAACCGACCGCGUACGUGCGGCCGAUGGACGGCCAAGAUCAGGCCCCUGAUGAGUCUCCUAAGCUGAAGUCGUCUUCGGAAACCAGUGUGCACUGCACAUCGUACAGGGGAGUCCCCGCCAGCAAGCCGGAGCCGGCCAGAGCCAAGGCCAAGCUCUCCAAGUUCAGCAUCCCCAAGCAGGUGGAGGAGAGUAGAUCUGGAGAAACCAACAGCUGUGUUGAAGAAAUAAUCCGGGAGAUGACCUGGCUUCCACCACUUUCUGCUAUUCAAGCACCUGGCAAAGUGGAACCAACCAAAUUUCCAUUUGCAAAUAAGGACUCUCAGCUUGUAUCCUCUGGACACAAUAAUCCAAAGAAAGGUGAUGCAGAGCCAGAGAGUCCAGACAAUGGCACAUCGAAUACAUCAAUGCUGGAAGAUGACCUUAAGCUAAGCAGUGAUGAAGAGGAGAAUGAACAGGCAGCUCAGAGAACGGCUCUCCGCACUCUGUCUGACAGCACCGUGGUCCAGCAGCCCAACUGCAGAACCUCAGUGCCUUCCAGCAAGGGCAGCAGCAGCAGCAGCAGCAGCGGCAGCAGCAGCUCCUCCAGCGACUCGGAGAGCAGCUCAGGAUCUGACUCGGAGACCGAGAGCAGCUCCAGCGAGAGUGAGGGCAGCAAGCCCCCCCACUUCUCCAGCCCCGAGGCUGAACCGGCAUCCUCCAACAAGUGGCAGCUGGAUAAAUGGCUGAACAAAGUUAAUCCCCACAAGCCUCCUAUUCUGAUCCAAAACGAAAGCCACGGGCCAGAGAGCAAUCAGUACUACAACCCGGUGAAAGACGACGGCCAGGACUGUGGGAAGGUCCCCGACGUUUGCCAGCCCAGCCUGAGGGAGAAGGAGGUCAAGAGCACCUGCAAGGAGGAGCAGAGGCCGAGGACAGCCAACAAGGCCCCUGGGAGUAAAGGCGUGAAGCAGAAGUCCCCGCCCGCGGCCGUGGCCGUGGCUGUGAGCGCAGCCGCCCCGCCGCCCGCAGUGCCCUGUGCGCCCCUGGUCCAUCAGAGGCUUCCCAUUUCCCUGAGCUGUGCCCCGGACUCAGCCAGGGCCCCUGCAUCUAUGAUGCUGUGUGCGGCCCCGGACGCGCUGGGGACAAGCGUGGUGGUCCCCCCGGAGCCCACCAAAACCAGGCCCUGUGGCAACAACAGAGCGAGCCACCGCAAGGAGCUGCGCUCCUCCGUGACCUGCGAGAAGCGCCGCACGCGGGGGCUGAGCAGGAUCGUCCCCAAAUCCAAGGAGUUCAUUGAGACAGAGUCGUCAUCGUCGUCCUCCUCCUCGGACUCCGACCUGGAGUCCGAGCAGGAGGAGUACCCUCUGUCCAAAGCACAGACUGUGGCUGCCUCUGCCUCCUCCGGGAAUGAUCAGAGGCUGAAGGAGGCCGCUGCCAACGGGGGCAAUGGUCCCAGGGCCCCUGUAGGCUCCAUCAACGCCAGGACCACCAGUGACAUCGCCAAGGAGCUGGAGGAGCAGUUCUACACCCUGGUCCCCUUUGGCCGGAACGAACUUCUGUCCCCUCUAAAGGACAGUGAUGAGGUCAGGUCUCUCUGGGUCAAAAUCGACCUGACCCUCCUGUCCAGGAUCCCGGAGCACCUGCCGCAGGAACCAGGGGUCUUGAGCGCUCCUGCCACCAAGGACUCUGAGAGCGUGCCGCCCAGCCACACCUCAGACACAGCUGCAGAAAAGGCUUUGCCAAAAUCCAAGAGGAAACGCAAGUGUGACAACGAAGACGACUACAGGGAGAUCAAGAAGGCCCAGGGAGAGAAAGACAGCUCUUCAAGACUGGCCACCUCCACCGGUAAUACUUUGUCUGCAAACCACUGCAACAUGAACAUCAACAGUGUGGCAAUACCAAUAAAUAAAAAUGAAAAAAUGCUUCGCUCGCCCAUCUCACCCCUCUCCGAUGCAUCUAAACACAAAUACACCAGCGAGGACUUAACUUCUUCCAGCCGACCUAAUGGCAACAGUUUGUUCACUUCAGCCUCUUCCAGCAAAAAGCCUAAGGCCGACAGCCAGCUGCAGCCUCACGGCGGAGACCUCACGAAAGCAGCUCACAACAAUUCUGAAAACAUUCCCCUCCACAAGUCACGACCGCAGACGGAGCCGUGGUCUCCAGGCUCCAGCGGCCACAGGGACUGCAAGAGGCAGAAACUCGUCUUCGAUGAUAUGCCUCGCAGUGCCGAUUAUUUUAUGCAAGAAGCCAAACGAAUGAAGCAUAAAGCAGAUGCAAUGGUGGAAAAGUUUGGAAAGGCUUUGAACUAUGCUGAAGCGGCGUUGUCGUUUAUUGAGUGUGGAAAUGCAAUGGAACAAGGCCCCAUGGAAUCCAAAUCUCCUUAUACGAUGUAUUCAGAAACAGUAGAGCUCAUCAGGUAUGCCAUGAGACUAAAAACCCACUCAGGCCCCAACGCCACACCAGAAGACAAACAACUGGCUGCAUUAUGUUACCGAUGCCUGGCUCUCCUGUACUGGCGGAUGUUUCGACUCAAAAGGGACCAUGCUGUAAAGUAUUCAAAAGCACUAAUUGACUAUUUCAAGAACUCAUCUAAAGCCGCCCAAGCCCCAUCCCCAUGGGGGGCCAGUGGAAAGAGCACUGGAACCCCAUCCCCCAUGUCUCCCAACCCCUCUCCCGCCAGCUCAGUGGGGUCUCAGGGCAGCCUCUCCAACGCCAGCGCCCUGUCCCCGUCGACCAUCGUCAGCAUCCCACAGCGCAUCCACCAGAUGGCGGCCAACCACGUCAGCAUCACCAACAGCAUCCUGCACAGCUACGACUACUGGGAGAUGGCCGACAACCUGGCCAAGGAAAACCGAGAAUUCUUCAACGACCUGGAUCUGCUCAUGGGGCCGGUCACCCUGCACAGCAGCAUGGAGCACCUGGUCCAGUACUCCCAACAGGGCCUGCACUGGCUGCGGAACAGCACCCACCUGUCAUAGGGACCUCACCCUGGAGCCAGAUCGGGCUCUGGUCUCCACAGAUGGCUCAACACUUUUGGACACUGUGCUACUGAAAUUCCCAGCCACAGCAUUUAUCAGACUGUGGUGAACAUUUCCUCAGCAUUGAACAAUGGUCUUUUGCAGGGCAUGUGUGUUUGUAUGUGUGGGUAUAUAAGAAGCCGCCUGUGUAUGUGUGUAAGAAACACAGCUCUUCAGAACACACCUUCUUUGUCUAGUUUCCAUAAUCCCAGGCUAGACAAAGUGAUCAGAGGUUUCUAGUUAGAAGAAAUACACACACACACACACACCAUACUCACACACAAUCACAGACGCACACUUUCUAUUCCAGUGCUAAACCAUGACUUCUUAGAAAAUUCAACCAAAAUCUCAUGGGUUAGUUAACCAGGUGCAAUACAGCACACCAAAAGCUUGGCUGCUGGUGAAGAUAGACCUGCUCUUACACUGUUGAUUACUUUCAGUAUUAAUAUACUAUUCCCCAAUUAUUUUUUGAUCGGUAUGUAUUAAUGGGUAAUUGAAUAAUGAAAAUAAGCCAGAUAUUUUUGUGCCAGAAGUUUCCUAGAUUGCAUGUUACCAAAUACCCUCCUCUUCCUCUAAUUCCCUUCCCCCACCUGACUUUAUUGUCAGCUCAAUGCAUUCCAGGCAAACGGAUGGACACUCACCGCCCUGCCCAGCCCCACCUCCAAGUAGUGUGCAGAUGGCACUGAGAUUUAGCAAAAACUCCGCAUCUUUGAAAGUUCACGGACACUAAAGCAGCAGUGCCUGUGUGUUGGAGCUCAGUUAGGAGUUGAAGGUUUCUGCACCUGUGAUAACAAACCCACCAGCCACAUGCAUUUCUUCUUCCUGCCACUGUGACUCGGUGGCUGUAGAGCCACAUGGCAUUUGUCAGUCAAUCUGUUGCAAGUCUUUUCUUUCCACCAGUAGCUUUCUUACAGAUUUUCUUGGCUAAAUGAGGCCAUGACCUAGAAUGUCCCUUCAGUAGGAGCCUGAAUCCUUUGCUUACCAGGCUAAGAGCUCUUUGCCAUGAUAAUGCUGUGUGAUUCUCUCACACUCAUGCAGAGUGUGCCACUGCAGCCCUGUGAUGCGUUUUGAUUUGGGGGCGAGUUUUCCGGCUUUGAUUAGCAGGCUGCUUGCAGUGCGGACCACAGUUCUUUUCUGGGGCAGCAGCAACCAGAGCCUCUUCCUGUGUCCUGUGUGUCUGGUGUGUUUACACCUUGCUCUGAGUUUUUCUCUUGUUUUCUUUUUUUAAUUAAGCUUACAUUUUAGUUUCUUUGACAUCUUGUUUACAGUUUUUGUCUGAUGUUUUUUCUUUUAUAGUGUCUUAUGCCCUAGAUUUAGUCAUCUUGUUACAUAUAUUUGGAUAUGAAAUCUUGGCGAAGAGAAAGUAACUCCUGAAAAAGAGGGUCUAUCUUGCCACACUUUAAAUACAAAAAUAAUGUGCUCGAGGUCUCUUGCUUGAUAAAGUUGCACCAGGACGGUCUGAGAGAGGCAGGCGGUGCAGCAUAUGGAGCAAUCCAUUUUUUCAAGGUGAUGACGGCACAAAAUACUUAGACUAGAUGCUGGUCUCUAUACAUUCACUGAUAUUCUUUCAGGUUGGGUUGUACUGUUAACAUUUUUGUCGGCCUGAUCUGUAGGUGGGAAAUAAGAUCAUUGUGAUUCCCUAGCUCUGAGCACUGAUUCAAAAUUGUAUAAAUGAUUGAACAACUUAGAUGAUUUGAAAUAAAUUGAAAACAGCAAGUAGAGGGCUUGUGGGAUUUGCAUUUGGCUUUGGCCUUCAAGCAUUUGGAAAUAUUAAGAUAAUUUCCAUUUUACAUGUCUCCAACUGCGGUGCUUCUUACAAUCCUUUCACUUUUUUUUGAGACGAGUUUCGCUCUGUCGCCCAGGCUGGAGUACAGUGGCACGAUCUUGGCUCACUGCAACCUCUGCCUCCUGGGUUCAAUGAUUCUCCUGCCUCAGCCUCCCGAGUAGCUGGGAUUACAGGCAUGCACCACCAUGCCCAGCUAAUUUUUGUAUUUUUAGUAGAGACUGGGUUUCGCAGUGUUGGCCAUGCUGGUCUCAAACUCCUGACCUCAGGUGAUCCACCCGCCUCCACCUCCCAAAGUGCUGUGAUUACAGGCGUGAGCCACCACACCCAGCCCUUUCAACUAAUUUUUGUCAGAGUUCACAAUCUCAUCCUAUGUCGGAAGCUUGAACCUAACUUAAGAAAUUUUGAGUCAUUUUUUUGGAGGACUGAGACUUUGUCCUACUUACUCUUGAAGAAUCCUGAUGAAAUAUUCAAACACAUAAAGGGAUGGCCCUGGAGGUCUGUCCUGCAUCCCUGGAGAGCUUCUCUGAUCUUACCUACCUGGAAAGUUGCUGGCUUUGUUGUGGCAUCUGUGUGAUGAGCUUCCCUGUGAAGCCCCGUUUGACAGGUGAGCCAGCAGUGUUUUAUCAGCACUCUGAUGGCCCACGUUUCCCAGGCAAACUUUUGAAACUUGCCCUUGUGGGCAGUGGUCAGAGCAUGCAGUUCCUAUGACCGUCUCUCAUUUCGUCUGUGGAGCACAGCAGUUUCUGUGGCGUUUGGCAUAGGUGAUUUUGGUUAGAAACCAUCCUCCUAUUGUUGCUUGUGAAAGUCAUUCAUAACUUGUUCCUUUUACUUAGUUUUGUUGUUGCUGCUGUUGUUAUUGGUUUGGUUUGGUUUUGAGACCGGGUCUGGUUCUGUGGCCCAAGCUGGAGUGCGGUGGCGCGAUCGUGGCUCCCCGCAGCCUCAAACUCCUGGGCUCAAGCGAUCCUCCUGCCUCAGCCUCCCAAGCAGCUGGGAAGAUAGGCACAUGCCACCACACCCAGCUAAUUUUUUCUUUAUUUUUUUGUAGAGAUGGGGUCUCACUAUGUUGCCCAGGCUGGUCUCAAACUCCUGGGCUCAAGCGAUCCUCUGGCCUCGGCCUCCCAAAGUGCUGGGAUUACAGGCAUGAGCCACCAUGCCUGGCCUGUUUCGUUUUGUUUCAAGUUGAAAUAUCUUUCUUGUGUUUUCUGAUUAGAAAAGUAAUACCUACUCAUUGUAAGAAUUCCAACAGUGCAGAAACGUAGAAAGUAGAAAGUAUAAGUCCCCGGUUGUCCCUUCUGCCUGAGACAACCACUGCUCGCAGUUUGAUGUAUAUCCUUCCAUAGACUCUCACAUUUAAGCAAAUAAUUUUUAUUACCACAUCUUUUUCUUUGAAGACGUACAUUUGCCUCCGAAGUUCAACCCAAGUUCAACUGACCAUAUGCUUCCAUGACCUGAAUGGAUGCUAUCCUUUAUCACAAUGUUCAAUUGCCUUUGAAAGAGAGUAGCCCAGGUAUAUUCCUGAUCAAAAUUUGGCAUUUUUGAUGAUACUGCUCUGCACAGAUCAGACUCACGUGCAGAAUCGUGCCUGGAGAGAGAGGUUUGGUUAAGACAGAGAUUUCUGGCGACAUUCAAAUUGCAAAUGGAAACUUGAAACCCACGAUCUAAUGAGGAAUGUACUGGAAAAAUACUCUGAAGAGUUGACAAAUUUGUGUACUAGAUUGAACACAUGGAAUGCAAUGCAAUGAGACGUUCUGCACUAAAACUUCUCCUAAUAUGUACAACAAUGAUAUGUGUAUUAUAUAACAGUGAUGUGUACAUUUCUGACACCCAUACAUAAUAGACACAGUUUGUAUAAAUGCAUACAUUUAAAAAUAUAUAUGUACAAUACAGCUAACAGAAAACUGUAGUACGCCUGAAGGAUAUUACUAGUGCCUAAUAUUGAGUCAAAGUCACUGCGUGUUCGCAUCAACUUGGAAGUGCAGUAAUUGUUAUAAAAUUAAUCAGUGCAGCCAACAUUAUUUAUGAAUCACAUCUUUGAAACUGUGCAGUAGCAUAUACAUAUAUAUUUUUAAAUAACAUUUUUCACAGUUUUCCAGAGUUACUGUUGAAAUCUGCAUCACCAAAAAAAAAAGCAAGAUUUUUUUAAUAAUGUAGACACUCUUCAGACCCAGUAAUCUGCGUGUGAUUUCUUAUUUGUAGAUUCCCAAGAGACUUUAGCAGUCACCAGCCUUAAUGCAUGUACAGGAUAUUAUUGUGACUUAAUUUAUCUGCAGUUUUUAAUCCAUGUGAAAUUGGAAUUUAUAAACGGACUUGGAUUAAAUAUGUCUGCCUUUCUAAGGUUGCAAAUGUUACAUUAAAUGAUUUAUGUUGUAAA
Messenger RNA from Mandrillus leucophaeus (drill), 9491 nucleotides. It is a transcript of the gene AFF3, whose product is annotated as AF4/FMR2 family, member 3. The record is from RefSeq and is a predicted model, not a curated record. The transcript is spliced from 33 exons. Gene Ontology annotation, biological process: regulation of gene expression. Gene Ontology annotation, cellular component: nucleus; super elongation complex. Lineage: Eukaryota; Metazoa; Chordata; Mammalia; Primates; Cercopithecidae.